Prunus avium (sweet cherry) is the source of this 1386-nucleotide messenger RNA. Its product is annotated as GATA transcription factor 24. The record is from RefSeq and is a predicted model, not a curated record. Gene Ontology annotation, molecular function: sequence-specific DNA binding; protein binding; zinc ion binding. Gene Ontology annotation, biological process: regulation of DNA-templated transcription. NCBI's taxonomy places the organism in Eukaryota, Viridiplantae, Streptophyta, Magnoliopsida, Rosales, Rosaceae.
UCGCCUUUUGAUUUAUUUGUUUUGGGGAAAUCAUUUUAUUACCCAUUUGCGGCUCUCUAAGGAAACACAGCGCCAAGCUCUGUGAAAAUCUUAGCUAUUUUUGGGCUACUUUCAAUUUUUUUUUAUCGUUGAUUUUCGAAGCUUCUUCUUCUUCUUCGAGCUCAGAAAUUCCAGCUGGAGCUUAUAGUUGCAGGGUUUUAGGGUUAGGGUUUGGUAUUGAAAUUGUACUGGUUUCGUUGUGACGGAGACGAUGAUUGUUUGUCCGGUGGAACGGGGUUAGGGUUUGAAUUGGGAGAAGGUGGUGGUGAGGCUGGGGAUUUGGUGUGGAGGGAGUAUUGGAUGGCGGCCGUGAAUCCGCAGCCACUGCAAGCGCGACCAUUCGAGGAGCACGGGAGAGGUCCGAUACCGAUCGAAGACGACGAGGCUGAGUACGAAGAUGGUGGUGAUGAUGGUAUGGAGGACAUGGAAGAGGUUCAUGUGAAUUCGGUCAGCGUUGCGGAGCGUGGAGGAGGAGGAGGAGGAGGAGGUGUGGUUAUGGCGUCCAGGACUAGUGAGCUCACUCUGUCUUUUGAAGGCGAGGUCUAUGUCUUCCCUGCUGUUACACCUGAGAAGGUGCAAGCAGUACUCUUGCUAUUGGGAGGACGUGAUGUACCAACUGGUGUGCCUACAGUUGAAGUGUCUUACGAUCAGAAUACACGGGGUGUGGCUGACACCCCAAAACGUUCAAAUCUUUCACGAAGAAUAGCUUCGCUGGUUCGGUUUCGUGAAAAACGGAAGGAGAGAUGCUUUGACAAGAAAAUUAGGUACACAGUCCGUAAAGAGGUUGCACAGAGGAUGCUUCGUAAAAAUGGACAGUUUGCAUCAUUAAAACAAAAUUCAGGUGAUUCUGGUUGGGAUUCGGCACAAAGUGGCCUUCAAGAGGGCACUUCUCGACCGGAAACUGUCUUACGGCGAUGUCAACAUUGUGGAGUUAGUGAAAAUAAUACUCCUGCAAUGCGCCGUGGACCUGCUGGGCCAAGAACCUUAUGUAAUGCAUGUGGUCUUAUGUGGGCGAAUAAGGGAACACUGAGAGAUCUCAGCAAGGGAGGAAGGAACCUUACCAUGGACCAUAUAGAACCUGGAACACCAAUCGAAGUGAAGCCUUUACUUGUUGAAGGAGAAUUUUCUGGAAACCAGGAUGAGCAUGGAACACUUGAAGGUCCUUCUAAAACAGUUAUUGAAAGAUCCAAUGAUGCUUCUGUCAACCUGGAUGAGCAAGAUUUGCAUGAAACCGCUGAAGAUCUUACAAACAGUUUGCCGAUGGGGAUUGUUUCCUCAGCCAAUGAUGAGCAGGAACCUCUGGUUGAGCUCACUAAUCCUUCGGAUACAGAUUUAGACAUCCCUACU